Molecule: messenger RNA, 1539 nt
Organism: Hyalella azteca
Lineage: Eukaryota; Metazoa; Arthropoda; Malacostraca; Amphipoda; Hyalellidae
Exons: 9
Coding region: 89-1498 (469 amino acids)
Biological process (GO): biological process involved in interspecies interaction between organisms
Cellular component (GO): external side of plasma membrane
Molecular function (GO): carbohydrate binding
Source: RefSeq, a predicted model, not a curated record
GGCAGCAGUUGUCGCGGGACGUGCAAGGCCUGCAGCUCUCCGAUCUCCCGCCUACGCCACUAAAGCUCAGGCUUACUGAAGGUAGAAAAUGCGUGCGCUGCUGCUGGCGGUGACGCUGCAUGGGGCCCUGGCAGCUCAAGUGCACCCCAAGAACAAAUACUUUGCCCUCCAAGACAAGAGACUGGACGCCGCAUCCGUCACCUCGUAUCGCCUCACACCCAACCUUUGUGCGUGCACGGCGGUAUGCCGCGUGUCCGCGACGUGCUACGGUGUGGCGUUCGGUGCCAUGUACGUCCCUAACCAGACCAUCGCCCUCGGCACCCCAAACGUCUGCCACGUCACCCCAAAACCUCAGUUACCCAUCUACCUUCUGGACCAAGCGGGCUGCAGCUCGUUUAUACGCGACACUGGCUGCAACGAACAGUUGGGUCAUGAGAAUCUCGGCGCAGCAGGCUGCGUGUGGCUGUCCGAUCACGGGAGGACCUGGGAUGAUGCGAAAAACUACUGCAAAACCAAAGGCGGUCAACUGGCCGUUCUCGAUACGCCUGCCAAGUAUGAGGCAGUUGCCCAGCGACUUCGAACUAAACAACCGCGUCCUAACCAUCAGUGGGUGAAUGCGCAGAACUCGCUGUCUGGUUGGAAAUGGGAAGGUGGAGCAAGUGUUGCGGGUGUCUGGGCGACCGGGAAACCAGACGGUACUUGGUUCGCCGACUGUGGCGUAAUGAGCAACAAUAUGAACUUCCUUCUCAGGUUUGAAAUGCGUGCGCUGCUGCUGCUGGUGACGCUGCAUGGGGUCUUAAUGGCAGCUCAAGUGCACCCCAAGAACAAAUACUUUGCCCUCCAAGACAAGAGACUGGACGCCGCAUCUGUCACCUCUUAUCGCCUCACACCCAACCUCUGUGCGUGCACGGCAGUAUGCCGCGUGUCCGCGACGUGCUACGGUGUGGCGUUCGGUGCCAUGUACGUCCCUAACCAGACCAUCGCCCUCGGCACCCCAAACGUCUGCCACGUCACCACUCAACCCCAGAUGCCGGUCCACCUCUCAGCCCAAGCGGGUUAUGUCUCACUCAUACGUGACACAAGUUGCGACGCCCAACAUGGCUACGAGAACCUGGGCCCGCCGGGCUGCAUCUGGCUGUCCGACUACAGCCUGGCCAGGGGCGCCGCGCAGGACGCCUGCAGUGACACGGGUGGUCGCCUGGCCAUUCUUGACACGCCUGCCAAGUACGACGCCGUUGUCAAGCGACUGGAAGCAAUAAAAAAGAAGCCCGAUCAUCACUUCGUGGAUGCUUUUUAUCCAUGGUGGUUGACUUGGCCGGGGCUAUACUACUGGCAAUGGUCAGGAGGAGCUGCCGUGAAAGAAAUCUGGGCGCCCGGUGAACCUGAUGGUUCAGGGGGCAAUUGCGGGAUCAUGAACAGAGACAAAGGCUUCCUGCUGGAUAACGAGAAGUGUGAUAAGAAGCACCACUUCGUGUGUCAGAUGAAUGCCAAUUUUUGAAUGGCAAUUCAUCAACUAAAUGCCAUACAAGUUUAGACGUG